AAUUCCCCCCUUUUUCCAUCUCUUUCUCCUUCCUUCCUUCUUCUUCUUCUUCCUCUUCCUCUUCCUCUUCCUCCCCUCGCGGUUAGGGUUUCUUCUUCAUCCCUUCCCAUGUUGCAGAAACCCCGGCCCGUUUCUUCUUAAUUCUCAAUCUCAAUCUCUGUCUCCACCGCUGUAGGGCUUUUUCAUGGCUCCAAUUACCUUUUCUCUGGCCUCGCGUUGGGUUCAGAUGUUCUGUAGAUUCUCUCAAUCUUGACUUCACUUCGAAGGCAUUGAAUCGAUCAAUAUUUGAUAAAUCUGUUUCUUGAGCCAAGUGAAACAUGUACAGUGAAGGAGCCACCCCUGAGUUUAUUUUUGAUCAGGGUGUUUAUUAUCCUACUGCCGCCAAUUAUGGUUAUUACUGUACAGGAUUUGAAUCACCUGGCGAAUGGGAGGACCAUUCUCGGAUUUUUGGUUUAGAUGGUCCAGAUAUCCAAUACGCAGGUGCUCAAAAUGAGAAUUCAUCUUAUGUAUAUUAUACGCCAAGCUAUGGAUAUGCACAGUCUCAAUACAACCCGUAUAAUCCUUACAUACAUGGUGCUGUGAUAGGACCAGAUGGUUCAUAUCUAGGGGCCCAACAAUAUUACACCAUUCCUUCUUACGACAGCUCCGUGUCUUCUCCUGCUUAUGUCCCUGUUAUUGUCCAGCCAGAUAUUGUCCCCAAUAGUUCCAUCGGCUUGAUUGACCCUUCAAUCAAUAGAUCGAAUGGAAAUGGAAGAAUACAAAAAAACGAGAGUUCUGGAAGCUAUUCUAGUAACCCCUCCAAACCUGCUGUAGACCAGAGAAAUUCUUUUGCAAGGUUAUCAGAAGUGCCAAGAGCAAAUGUUGGUCCAAGUAAGCAAAGUUCAACACUUGGUAGCAUUUCUGCUGGUAGUCAUGCUGGAUCAGUUUCAUCACGUGUUUUUCAGGGUAGGGGUGCUUAUGGUUCACUUCAACCAGUAGAUGACAUUUCAAAUGGAAAGGUUGUGUCUCAACAUAGUCAAUUGAGAGUACCACGUCCUAUCAAUAAUGCCUUUUCUGACUUUCGAUCAAGUGCUCAUGGACAGGCUGUGAUCCCUAAACAUCAGCCUAAGGUUCAAGUUGGUAGAGUUCUGGAUAGUGCAAAUGCUAAUCCAGAUGCUUUAAGUGAGCAGAAUCGAGGUCCUAGAAUCAGCAGAUCUAAAACCCAACUGGUUUUGAAGGCCUACACAACCAAGGCUGGAGAUGGUAAUGCAGAUGGAAACAUUAUUAUCUACACAGAUCAAUAUAAUAAGGAUGAUUUUCCUAUUGAAUAUGCGGAUGCAAAAUUUUUUGUAAUAAAAUCUUACAGUGAGGAUGAUGUUCACAAGAGCAUUAAGUAUAAUGUUUGGUCGUCUACUCCCAAUGGGAAUAAGAAACUGAAUUUUGCAUACGAAGAUGCACAGAGAAUAGUUUCAGCAAAAUCAAGAAGCUGUCCUGUAUUCCUUUUUUUCUCUGUCAAUGCUAGUGGUCAGUUCUGUGGUGUAGCAGAGAUGGUUGGCCCUGUGGACUUCAACAGGGAUAUGGAUUUCUGGCAGCAGGAUAAAUGGAAUGGAAGCUUCCCUGUUAAGUGGCACAUUAUCAAAGAUGUGCCAAACAACUACUUUAGGCAUGUCAUUUUGGAGAAUAAUGAGAACAAACCUGUUACUAAUAGCAGAGAUACUCAAGAGAUACCGUUUAAAAAAGGUCUGGAGAUGCUAAAAUUAUUCAAGAGUCAUACAGUAAAGACCUCUUUACUCGACGACUUCAUUUAUUAUGAAAACCGUCAGAAGAUCAUGCAGGAGGAGAAAGCGAGGUUGGUUAUUAGAAGGCUUGAGCGCCCAUAUUUUGUACCUGCAUUAGAUCAUAGUCGACAGCUAAGUUGUGUUAUUGAGCUGCCUUUGAGAGACGAUAAGAACCUCAACAAGACCAACGAUGGUUCGAGGGUGUUGGAAUGGAGUGUAGCCUCGAGAGCUGAGCAGCAGGUCUACUCAAAUCCUGGCAAUACUGGUGCUGUAGUAGUGAAGGAAAAUCCCCCCAAGCAUGAUGAUGACGAAAAAGUUGAUGUUUCGUCGACUCUGAAGAUGGAAUCACUUGAAAUUGGCCAGAAAGUGGCUGAGAAGCCUUUGGAGGGUGCCACACCAGGUGCUGCGAGUGAUGCAAACUCCAAGCACGCUGAAGUUGUCACUGUAGGCUCAAUGCCAAUCGAAGUUAAUGGAUAUAACACUGAACCUUCUGAUGUUUUGACGGUUGGAACCAUUCCGCUCGAUCCUAAAGCUCUGCAGCUUUGCAAAGAAGAUGCAGUUCUCAAAAAUGGGGCUCAACAAAACUGAUGGAAAUAGUCGAAACGGUAUACUGGAAAAUUUCGGGCGGCCUUAGACGCUAUUAUCGCGAUUGUUUUCGUUUAUUUGGCCAAUGUUGUGAUGUAGUAGUUGGUGGUGGUUUGCUGGGUUUCUUCUUUGUGGCAUGUUGAUGUUUUACUAAAGCAAUUGAAAUUUCCAAAUGUAUUAUCAGCCGCUUCAUCAUUUCCCCAUACAUCUCAAAUAUAAUGUUGUGAAAAUUUGUUUUGAAGUUGAACUA
Messenger RNA from Cucurbita moschata (crookneck pumpkin), 2592 nucleotides. RefSeq lists its product as uncharacterized. The record is from RefSeq and is a predicted model, not a curated record. Lineage: Eukaryota; Viridiplantae; Streptophyta; Magnoliopsida; Cucurbitales; Cucurbitaceae. Gene Ontology annotation, biological process: mRNA destabilization. The transcript has 7 exons. Gene Ontology annotation, molecular function: mRNA binding. Bases 318 to 2345 code for a protein of 675 amino acids. Gene Ontology annotation, cellular component: cytoplasm.